Molecule: messenger RNA, 1093 nt
Organism: Coregonus clupeaformis (lake whitefish)
Lineage: Eukaryota; Metazoa; Chordata; Actinopteri; Salmoniformes; Salmonidae
Exons: 8
Coding region: 155-1093 (312 amino acids)
Source: RefSeq, a predicted model, not a curated record
CCCCCUAGCCUUUGCGGACCACCUGGGGCCUCUCCUAAAAUAAUGUUUCGGAGAUUCGAAGACAGCGCAGGAGUACAGGUGUGCCAGGACUAAGUCAUCCUGCAUUACCAAUGAAGCACUCGCACCAUAUUUCACACAGGAGCUUGUGAAGGAGAUGAAAAAAGCCCCGUAUACCCUUGUUACGGAUGGGUCGAAUGACACUGGAGUGGAAAAGAUGAACCCGCUUACUGUCCGGGUCUUCAUGGGCAGCAAAGUUGUCCACCAGUUCUUAAAUAUGUGCACAACAAGUGGGAGGAGAUGUGGGCCAGCAAGUGAGAUCUUCACCAAAAUGAACUCCACCAUAGAGGAGCAUGGCAUCCCUUGGGAGAACUGCAUUGGUCUCUCAGUUUACAAUGCAGCUGUGAACAUUGGACCACGUAAUCCCAUUGCCUCUAGGGUGCUCCAGAAGCAUCCCAACACCUAUAUUCAUGGUUGUCCUUGUCAUGUGGCACAUAACACCGCCAAAGCUGCAGGAGUGGGAUUUUUUAAAGUGUCCGGUUUUGAUUUGGAGGAUAUGGUAGUGGACAUCGGUUACUGGUUCAAGGGUAGCACAAAUCGGAAAGGAUACCUGUCAGAGUUUUGUGAGCUCCAUGAAGCGGAGUACAUGGAGGUCCUCCUGCAUAUCUCGGUCCGUUGGCUAAGCCUUGAACGUUGUGUGACCAGGAUCCUGAGGCUGUAUGAACCUCUGGCCAGCUACUACAAAUCUGCUAAUGAAAAUCAGGCCAGGUUCAAGAGACUUGUGCAGACAUUCACUGUCCCCAUGACAGAAGUGUACCUGCUGUUCUUCCAAGCCACCGUACCAACUUUCACUUCUUUCAACUUGCUGCUUCAGAGAGAGCAGUCAUCAAUAUUUUUGUUACAUGAUGAGAUGGUGAAAUUCGUACGCAAGCUAUGUUCCAAGUUUAUGGUUCCAGCAGCUCUGCAGUGCCAUGAGGAGCCUUGUGAAAUUGCCUUUGAAGAAAAGGCAAACCAUUUACCAGAUUACUCGACGAGGGUGACAUCACACCACAGCAGGAGAUCCAUUCAUGGAUUUAGUUAUGGCUUGAGAAUGUGA